AGAAGACAAAGGAAAAUAAACUAGGUGAUAAGGAUGCAAAUCUGAAAAAUGAAAAGGCAAGCACACUGUAAGAUAAAAUACCACUUAAAAAAAGCUACUGGUUUUAUAGAAGACUUGAAGCUGUUAUUGAUGGGUUCUACCAUAACAAACUGUGUUGCAGUACAUUGUGUACACUUGUGGUUUAUAUAACUUUCCUCUUUAGUCUUGUUUUGCACUUGCUGUCUAUUUGCCUUAGAGAGUCUUGCCCCCCCCCCCUUGCUCUGUUUAUACAGUCUUUUCUGAUAGAUUGAUCAGAACUAAAUGUGGUUGCCAAAUUCAGGUAGUUAAUAUAGUUUUAAAACAUUCUUAAACCUCUGUGACUGAGUAAUCACUAGCAUCUGAAAACAUCUUGCAGUGUCUUACUGGAAAAAGCUUUUCAUAACUGUGGUGAAGUGGCUUAUGUUCUGUAAAUUAACCUCUCAUAAUCCAUAACUAGCAUGACCCAUAUAAUUCCCAUGUGGUCUACAGCAGAAUCAUUGGAUAUUAUAUCCUCUCCAUAAGCUGUUCUAAAUUAACACAUCAUUCUGUCUACUAACUGUUCUUAGACCAACUGUGUGGGUGAAGAUUAAAACAUUAUUUUACUACCCAUCUCUGGUGCUUCCAUAGGCUGCUACUAGGUGUUUCAUAAUCAAAAUGAGCUGGUUUACAUGAACAAUGUCUUCAAAUUAGGGAGUUUAAUUUUUGGUUGAAUCAUCUCCCUGAGUUUAUUUAAUGCGCAUACAUGUGCGUAUAGGGAAAAAGUCUUUUACCGCAAGGGUGGUGAGGCAGUGGGACAGGUUGCCCAGAGAUGUGGUGGAUGCCCUGCCUCUGGAGACUUACAAGGCCAGGCUGGACCAGGCUCUGGGCAACCUGAUCUAGCUGUGGUUGUUCCUGUUCAUUGCAGGCGAGUUGGACUAGAUGACGUUUUAAAAGUCCCUUCUGACUCUGUGAUUCUAGGUGCUAGUCCAAGAAUGGAAAUGGCUAAUUGGGACAGUCCCAACUUGGGUUGUGGUUGACGUCCAUUGUGUUGAUCAAAUGAGUUGCAGGUAUUAAAACUGAAGUCCUGUCUUAGCUGCUAAUCUCACAGCCUUCCUCCAGCUCUGGUGAAUACUGCACACUUCGGCAAGUCCAUCCAGGACUUUUGGCAUGGGGUAGUUUACUGCAAAUUUGAUUGGCUCUUAGAUGGGCAUGAUGAGAAUGAUUUAAACCAUAGAUGAAUGUAUGUAGUAGUGGAACCUCUUUGUGUAAUGUUGAGGAGAUAAAUUUUGACUCAUCACAUCUAGUGAGAUUCUUCUACAUAAAUUAUGGAACUACAUCUUCAGACUUUGAAAGCCUGUUAUUUACUUCCAGCUAUGUCAUUAUUUCUAAUAGAUGAUUGGUUCUUCCCAGAAGCUGCUGCUGCUUUGUGCUUAAUCAUAGUUCAACUCUAUUAUUCUGACUCGGAGAUCAGUGAUUCCACAGUUGCCUUAUUAAAAUCAUCUGUCAGCUCUGAAAAAAGUACUGCUGGUCAGAUAGUCAGGAUGGCACAUAUCAAUGAAGUACUCUGCUGUCAAGAUACCAAAAUACUGAGCUUCUACCAGGAAUUAGGCUCUCCUAAAUGGGAAUAUAGAGAAAAAAACCUUACAGUAGAAGCAAAAAACAUGGCGGAUGGUGAAAAGAAUUUAGGUACUCCCCUUAAAAGAAAACAAGUGGUACCUACAUAUUGUUUGGAAAAAAAGAGAUUACUUGCAAAGAACCACGUUUCACAUGAAAGGGGAUAUUACUGGACUUCCAGACAGGCAGAAUCUUCUGAAAAUGAGUUUUGUGAUAUCAGGAGUUUAGGAUAUGAAGAAAAGAGAGAAUUGAUUGCAAGCAUAAAAGAAGCAGCAGCUUUUGUAACUACUAUGAUAUUUCGAGACGGUUCUUCACAGCUCAACUCAGAGCAGACCUUAACCUCAUCAGUAAAGGGAAUUGUUGUAUUAGUGAAGAGUCGAACAGAUCGCCUUUGCUCUCUCAGUUUCUCUUCAACUGCCUGUACUUGGAGUGCUGCUAGUCAACAUGAUAAACUCAUUUAUUUGAAAACUGAAUGCUCUUCUCUUUGGGAACAAGAAGAACAGUCUCACAACAAAUUUGCCCGGCAAGUGUUGUUUCAAAUACUACGUUGCAAAGUUCCAGUUAUCUGCUUUAAUGCAAAAGAUUUCCUGAAGACUGUACUUCAAGUUUAUGGUAGUGGAAUUAGCUGGAAACAAGUUGCUGAUAGCGUUGUGUUAGAUCCAAGGAUUGCAGCAUGGCUGAUAAACUCCAGUGAUACAGUUCCUUCUUUUGAAUGUCUAAUACAGUAUUUUGAAAAAUCUUAUUCAGUGGAAACAGUAUAUACAGAUACAGGCGCUUUGAGAAGUUCUUUGCACCAAAACUUGGCUGUGAAUUUGCAAAAACUUUAUACUAUAAUGAUGGGCCUUGCUCAUGACUUACAGGUUCAAGGUUUGUGGAAAUUAUUUUGCACGUUAGAGCUUCCAUUGAUCAAAGUUCUGGCAGUGAUGGAAAUGCACAAAAUACACGUGAACAAACAAGAACUGAAAAAAACAUCAGAGAUUCUGGGGCUGAGACUCAAAGAACUUGAAGAGGAAGCCCAUCAAAUUGCUGGAGAACGAUUCCUUUUGACCAGCAGUAGUCAAGUCAGAGAAGUACUGUUUGAAAAGUUAAAACUGCACAUGCUGUGUGAGAAAAUUCCAAGAACUGAAAGACAGCAAGUUGCAUCCACCUCAGAAGCUGUGCUAAGUAAAUUACAAGAUCGUCAUCCUUUGCCCAAGAUUAUGUUAGAAUACAGGCAGGUUCGUAAGAUAAAAUCAACCUAUGUGGAUGGGCUACAAACAUGCAUGAGAAAGGGAUUUAUUUGCCCUACAUGGAAUCAGACAGGAACUGUGACUGGCAGACUUUCAUCCAAACAUCCAAACAUUCAAGGUAUCUCUAAACAUCCAGUGAGAAUUACAAACAAACAGUAUAUAAAAGGAAAAGAAGAGGAAAUACUAACCAUUUCCCCAAGAGCACUAUUUGUUUCAAAGAAAGGAUAUACAUUUUUAGCAGCAGAUUUUUCCCAAAUUGAAUUAAGGAUCCUUGCUGACUUAUCAGCAGAACCAGAACUGUUGAAACUAUUCCAAGAACCUGAAACCACCGAUAUAUUUACCUCGCUGGCUUCUCAGUGGAAGGGGAUUCCAAGUGAACAAGUGAAACAAGCUGAUAGAGAGCAAGCAAAGCGUGUCGUUUACUCAGUGGUUUAUGGAGCAGGUAAAGAGCGUCUUGCUGAAUGCCUGGGAAUUACUCCUCUUGAAGCUAGUCACUUUAUAGAGAGUUUUAUGCAAAAAUACAAGAAAGUACAUGAAUUUACAAAGAAAACCAUUGGACAAUGCCAAAAUAAAGGUUAUGUGGUUUCCAUUAUGGGACGCAAAAGACUGCUUGCUAAUAUCAAUUCACAGGAUUACAAACUUCGCACUCAAGCAGAGAGGCAGGCUGUCAAUUUUGUUGUUCAAGGAUCUGCAGCUGAUCUUUGCAAAAUGGCUAUGGUUGAGAUUUUUGCCUCUGUUGUUGUUUCUCCAACUUUAACAGCCAGGUUAAUUGCUCAGAUUCAUGAUGAGUUGUUGUUUGAAGUAGAAGAUUCCCAAAUCCAGGAAUUUUCAGCACUGGUGAAAAUAACAAUGGAAUCCCUUCAGCAAACCACAGCCUUGGAAAUGCCACUGAAGGUUCCCUUGAAAGUGAUUCUUACCACUGGGAAAUCAUGGGGGUGUAUGACAGAAUUGCAGGAGAUGUAAAGCAGUCAUCGGGGAUGUUAUUCAGUACCCGUACACCUCAUUGGCCUAUGCUGAUUCCUCGCUGAAUCACUAGGCAACAGCGCUGCUGGAUCUUUCAUAAGCACCUAAUACUCUGCAUGUGAAUUUUUUUACUUCAUUUUGUCUGUAGCCCUAGGCAACAGCAGUGAGAUAAAACUGGAUUUUACCAGUUCAUUGUGUUUCCUUUAGCCAAGGUAACCAGCAGGGAGCUGCUUUUGUUCACAGCUAAAUUGCUACAUGCAAGAAAUGAAGCAAGACAAUAUUAACCCUUUGAGAACAUGACAGAUAUAUUUGAGUUAAAUGGAUGUUUAGAUUUUAGUAUUAAAUGUUUUUUGAAGUGCUUUUGUAAAAAUACUUAUAAUCUGGAAUUAGAAUGACACUGUAUGAACUGUACCAGCAGCUGCUUAACUGUUGCAUUCUGCUUAUUCUGUAAUUUGUGAGUAGAUGGCAGCUGCUCACAUACUGAAUGUCUUUUUCCAGUGACUUAGAAAAGAGUUCCUUAGAAGUGAAGAGUUUUCACUUUACUUCGUACUUAGGAUUUUAGAGUAGAACAAGUAAACAAAAACUGCAUUAAAUGUAUAAAAAAAUA
This is a messenger RNA of Numida meleagris (helmeted guineafowl), 4410 nucleotides long. RefSeq names its product DNA polymerase nu (gene POLN). The coding region runs from base 1323 to 3803 and encodes 826 amino acids. NCBI's taxonomy places the organism in Eukaryota, Metazoa, Chordata, Aves, Galliformes, Numididae. The transcript is spliced from 23 exons. Gene Ontology annotation, molecular function: DNA-directed DNA polymerase activity; DNA binding. Gene Ontology annotation, biological process: DNA-templated DNA replication; double-strand break repair. The record is from RefSeq and is a predicted model, not a curated record.